AUGGAACUCCUGGUCGUGGAGCUGAAGAGCAAGCUAGCUGCUUCUGAGGACAAUCUGAGAAGUAUGCUCGAAAGCAAUGAUACUUCCGUUGUUGGCAUGCAGCGAUCAGUCGCAGAGUUGCGGACGGCUAACGACAAUCUUCAAAAGCAACUGAAGGAAUCUCGAAAUGAGGCUGAACAGGCCCGCAGACAAGCGGAGGAUGCCAACUUACGUUCAGUCUCCCUCCGAAAUUCUGGCGAUACAGCGACUCGAUCCAAUGCGGAAUUAGAGCGCAGUUUGGCAGAUGUCAGGGCAGCUUUGGAGUCCCGUGAGAAAGAACUCGCUGUACUGGAAGAGAGGUACUCGAGGGCGGAGGUGGAGCGGAGUAUUUCCUUGGAGAAAGCUGCCGUCCUGGAAGAUGAACGGAGGCUGUUGGAAGGCGAUAUACGUUCCGUAACGAAUGCUAAAGCUCUGUGGGAGGGCAGGUGUUCGACUCUCCGAAGGGAGAAGGAGGAACUGGAACACAGCCUGCAGAAAGCAAGGCAAGAAAUUGUAGAAAACAGAGGUGAGGAGGUAUCGUUGACGAAGGGACGUCUAGAAGCUCUCUCUGCAUCAAAGCGGAGUCAAGAUUCACCCACGGGAAGGAAUGAUGGUAGCCCCAGUUACUUUCAAAGAUCACUUUCGGGGUCCAACAGCAUGCUGAAUAGUUCUCCCUCUAGAGAAGCCAAGGAGCUACACGAGCUACGCGGAAAGGUCGCCGUGUUGGAGGGCCUGAUAAAAAAGAAGACAAUGGAGAUGGACUCCUUGAAACGGGACUACAGCUCCAAGGAGUCCGAUCUUUACAACAAGAUUGAACUACUCCAGAUGGCCAAUGACCAGCUCAUUCAGGGUGGCCCUGAUUUAGGAAUGGACCAACUCCAAAUGGAGCUUCAAAGGCUCCAAAAUCAAUGUUCAAUCUUAGCCAGACGGGAACGCGAGCUUGUUUCUCAGCUCAGCACUCAGGAAGUGCCGCAUAAGUUCAUCGGCUUCAAGAGGUCUUGUGAGAAUGAGCAAAUAGAAUCCCGUUUCAACCGAUUCAAGGACACUGCCAAGUUCGGAAAUCUAAUGGAUAAGGUUAUCGCCUUAGACAAUGAAUCAUCCGAGCAGAUCGAAACUAACGCCAUGUAUAAGGAGCAAUUACGAAGGGGGAGCCAGAGACACUGCAAUUCCCGCAUUCGACGAAUUGGCGUUUGUCGACGGGGGCCGAGACAGCAUACGCACACUCAUGUUGCUACAGCUCUCGCCCCCGCAUUAAUUAAUUCCCAAUAUGCCAGCCUUUACCCUAACCCCGCCUGUCACUCACUACCGAUUUUGCCAAAUCCACCAAUUCUCCUCCUCUUCCACGACUGCGACCUUCACUCCUCCUCCCAACAAUUGCACGAGCACCACCAACCUGCCACCCAUCUCCCUACUUCAAGCUAUUCUCCCACCCACGCCUCCUUUACAGCAUCCCAAGUCUCGAAACCUCCGCAGACCAGACUGACGCUGACCUGCCAAACCUGCCGUGACCUUGAAAAUGUCGUUCCUCAUUCACCUCCCCGCUCCCCGCUCUCCUUCUCGUCCUCCUCCUCACGGCGAACCUUCUUCACGGCCUCCUCGCCUUCUCUCUCGGUCGCACGACUCGUCCCGGCGGGCUCGCAGGAGACGGACGACCUGCUCCCAGCAAUUAAUUCCACUCUACACCCUCUCCAAUUGGCUCGCACGCGGAUCCUCUCCAACCCGCCGCAAUCGACGAAGCUCUCGACGACCGAGAGGAUGGAAACCCAAGCAGUAGCACAUGAUCACAACGACAAACAUUUACUUCUCUAA
Messenger RNA from Marchantia polymorpha subsp. ruderalis, 1827 nucleotides. NCBI's taxonomy places the organism in Eukaryota, Viridiplantae, Streptophyta, Marchantiopsida, Marchantiales, Marchantiaceae. The record is from the annotation of a GenBank genome assembly.